GCAGGAUGUACUGCGGGCGGCCUGUGAUUGGCUGAGCGCUCUAUGUACACCAGGGGCGCGCGCCGGCUGCUGUAGUGACAGCACCACGUGUCCGCAGCAGCAGCAUGGAGAGCCCGCUCCCAUCCGAGCCCCUCAGCCCCGCCAGUGACUUCCAUUUCAGUGACGCCCCAACAUUGGAGGAAAUCCGCUGUCUGCAGGCACGGUUCACAGCGGACAGAGAUUGGAACCAGUUUCAUCAGCCCCGGAACCUCCUGCUGGCCCUGGUUGGUGAAGUGGGGGAGCUGGCCGAGCUCUUUCAGUGGCAGGGUGAGGUCAAGGAAGGUCUCCCCGGCUGGACGCCAUCUCAGCGCCAAUCUCUGUCCCACGAACUCAGUGAUGUCCUCAUCUACCUCCUGGAACUAGCGGAGAAGUGUCGCGUGGAUCUCCCUCGCGCUGUCUUGGCCAAGAUGGAGCUGAACGCCAAGAAGUAUCCAGCGGCGCAAGUGCAGGGCAGCGCCAAAAAGUACACGGAGUACGGCGCAGAGAAUGGGGCUCGGGAAGAGCAGGAUUAAUGUUGUAAGAUCAUCUGGUUUCUCAUGGACCGUGUUCUGCCCCCACAGCAUGGGGGUCUCCUGUGGGAACGCUGCACCCUAAUCCUGCAGGGAGCUUGUUCAGUUGUGUUUCUGUGCUGAUGUUACUGUGUAGGGGUCUCCCUGUAUAUGUAGCGCUGGGCUGUGGGUGGGGUGCCGCGGCAGGAAAUGUCAGUGUAUACAGCGGGCACACUGUGAUAGAGGCGUCUAUAUCUUACUCUGUGUAUUCCGGCAGAGUGCCGGCUUCUGCCGCUGACUGGCUGGUGCUUAUGAUACGCAGUGUGUCCUCAUCUGAGCGAGGAAUCGUCUGCUCGUCGUGCCCCCGGAUGUAUUGUCAUGGAGAUAUACGCUGCCCCCCAACCCAUCUGUACAUAACACCAGGACCAUGUGUUCACAAGAGUUGUUUGUUUUUAUAGUCUCUCUUCUGCUUUUAUUAUUUAUAAUUUUUUUGAGCAUUUCCUCAAUAAAAAAAUGUUUGUUUUUUAAAA
Pseudophryne corroboree (corroboree frog) is the source of this 1057-nucleotide messenger RNA. It is a transcript of the gene DCTPP1, whose product is annotated as dCTP pyrophosphatase 1. The transcript has 4 exons. Gene Ontology annotation, molecular function: dCTP diphosphatase activity. Gene Ontology annotation, biological process: DNA protection; dCTP catabolic process. NCBI's taxonomy places the organism in Eukaryota, Metazoa, Chordata, Amphibia, Anura, Myobatrachidae. Gene Ontology annotation, cellular component: cytosol. The record is from RefSeq and is a predicted model, not a curated record. Bases 105 to 551 code for a protein of 148 amino acids.